Molecule: messenger RNA, 1982 nt
Organism: Cryptomeria japonica (Japanese cedar)
Lineage: Eukaryota; Viridiplantae; Streptophyta; Pinopsida; Cupressales; Cupressaceae
Product: IAA-amino acid hydrolase ILR1-like 5
Exons: 6
Coding region: 416-1780 (454 amino acids)
Biological process (GO): auxin metabolic process
Cellular component (GO): endoplasmic reticulum
Molecular function (GO): IAA-Ala conjugate hydrolase activity
Source: RefSeq, a predicted model, not a curated record
CUUGCCAAUUAUGAAGGCUUUAUGCAUUGUGUUUUCCCUUUUGAGAUUUGAGUCUUCUAAAAUUAGGGGUGGAGUUUGCAGAGAAUGGGAUUAUAAUGGAAUCUAACCUACGUUUAGUCGCUACUGAAGAGAAUAGACUCAUGGCAUUUAGGGGAGCUGUCAAAAUGGAAAGAUGGGGGAGAAUUUUGAAUGAAAUGGACGACCUAGCCAAUCGGGUUGUAAGGGAAAUAAUGUGUGAAGAAUUUGUCAACAACGAAUACCGAUACAAAGUGAAUUGUGAUAUCCCAACUACAUUUGUGGCAAUUUUACUGAUGGUGGGUAUUGAAAAGAGCGAACCAUUCUACUCCGUAGGAGAGUUUUCAAAGAGGACCUUCUCAGAAAUUUAGAGGAGGCAGUUGGUAGUGUGGACGAGAAUAUGAUGAUUCCAUUCCCGAAAGAUUAUGGUAAGGUCAAAAGCCAAAACAAGGUGGCGAUCUCUGUAUUUGUUUCGCUACUGCUUGCUUUUGCCUUGGGUGUGCAACACGAUGACAGUUUUACACCAAUGGGUCUUUAUGCUACGGAGCUCAUGGAUGCUGCCAAGAGUGAUAUUGAAUGGUUAAAGUCCAUAAGAAGAAGAAUUCAUGAAUACCCAGAAGUCAUGUUUGAGGAAUACAACACAAGUGCUCUUAUCAGAAGUGAGCUGGAUAGAAUUGGGGUGUCAUAUGAAUGGCCUUAUGCAAAGACUGGUGUGGUGGCACAGAUUGGUUCUGGAUUGCCUCCUGUUGUUGCUCUCAGGGCUGACAUGGAUGCUUUGCAUUUACAAGAGCAAGUGGACUGGGAGCACAAGAGCAAAAUUGCAGGAAAAAUGCAUGCAUGUGGACAUGAUGUACAUGUUACUAUGCUUCUUGGGGCUGCCAAAUUACUCCAUCAACGAAAAGACAAGCUUAAGGGUACUGUAAGGCUUAUAUUCCAACCCGCAGAAGAAGGGGGAGCAGGUGCAGCACUUAUGACAAAGGAAGGUGCACUUGGAGAUGCAGAGGCUAUUUUUGGUAUGCAUGUUGAUCAUUUGUUUCCAACUGGAACCAUCGCAUCAAAACCAGGGCCACUAUUGCCUGCUGCAGAUUCGUUUGAAGUGACUAUAGAAGGCAAAGGUGGACAUACCGCUUUUCCACACAUGAAUGUAGAUCCAAUUGUUGCUUCUUCUUUUAUAGUUUUGAGUUUGCAGGAGAUCAUUUCCCGAGAAACAGAUCCUCUUGAUAGCCAGGUGGUUUCAAUUGAUUUUAUCAAUGGUGGAGAGGGACACGGUGUCAUUCCAACUACAGUAAAACUUGGAGGCUCUCUUAGAAGCUUUACAACAGAAGGACUUAUUAAUCUUAAGAAAAGAAUUCGGGAGGUAAUUGAAAAUCAAGCUGUUGUACACAGAUGCAGGGCUUCUGUAGUGUUUUUAGAAGAUCAACCAAUGUGUCCUGCUGUUGAUAAUGAUGAAAGUUUGCACGAUCUUGUAACAAAGGUUGGACAAACCUUGCUUGGUUCAAAUAAUGUGAAACCUGCACAUCCGGUCAUGGCAGGUGAAGAUUUUUCGUUCUAUCAACAGAGAAUACCAGGUGUCUUUUUUAUUAUUGGCAUUCAAAAUGAAAAAGUUGGCUCAAUCCACUCGCCACACUCCCCAUUUUUCUUUGUGGAUGAAGAUGUACUUCCUAUAGGAGCAGCCCUACAUACUGCGAUUGUAGAAAUGUAUUUUGACAAGAAUGGGAAACAGGUAAAUGAAUCCCCGCUUGAAACAAGGCAUACAGAGUUAUAAGUAGCUUAGACGUCCUAAUUUUGUCUAAAGGACUUGUUUUCCAUUAUGAUUAAGGUAAAAUGUUAAUGCUUAUAAAAGUGAUGUGUAAUUUCUGAAUUUACAAUCAAUUCAGAUUAAAAGAUGAAUUUACAACUUCAUAAAAAAUUGUAAUAUUUGUUGUUUGACUUCUUUUAGCUGGAUCAAUUUAUGAAAAUUUAUUAAU